Molecule: messenger RNA, 468 nt
Organism: Drosophila mojavensis
Lineage: Eukaryota; Metazoa; Arthropoda; Insecta; Diptera; Drosophilidae
Exons: 1
Coding region: 1-468 (155 amino acids)
Source: RefSeq, a predicted model, not a curated record
AUGGCUGCUUUAAAGCUGGGGCACAGUUUUCCACUUAAAUAUACAGCCUGGUCGUACAGUCAACAACCGAUGCUGAAUCAUUUGGCACUGCAGCAACAAAUCAAUGCAAAUUUCAUCUUACACGCGAUUACCAACUAUAAGAAAUCACCGCUCGAGCGCAAGACUCUGGACUUUAUUGACAAAAAGUGGCUGUGGCGCGAGUUCCGGUAUCGAGACGGGCAAAUACGACGUGACUACAUGAAUGCCAACUGCAAUGGGCAUAUCAACAAACAGCACGAGUACUUUCAGCAGGAGCUGUACGCGCUCAUUCAUGAGAAAUAUAUGGCGGUUCGCAGACGCAUGAGUCGCGACAAAAGGAAUCUGCUCAAGUGCGCAGCUUCCCAGCCAGCUGGGCAGCAUGUUUACCAGGCAGGCCAAACAGCAGCGGAUGUGGCGAAACAACAAAAAGCGAACAGCAAGAGAAAAUAG